AUAUAUUAACAUCUUCAGCAGGCAAGUAAGUUAGGUAUUCCUAGGUUUGGUCAACAAAUGUAGAGGGAGAGUGGCAUGUUGUUUGUUGAUGAAUAGCUAGAAGUAUUGACUAACACAAGCUAUAUGGUUUCUAUGAAACACCAAUUUGACCUGUGUAUUGCAGAAAUUUGUAUCUGAUUUGUCUAAAGCUUAUCAACAGACAUGUCCUUGCAAGUACUAGUCAGACAGAAUGAAGAACAGGAGGAGAGAAUGGUGGUUGCUUGUUGUGACAAAAGACUGGGCCAUGUAGAGAUGGUGUUGAAACAAACACUGUGUAACUAUGUAAGAAACAUUUUGUUCAAGCACACAAAGUUCCUGGUAAAGGAUAACAUCAAAAAAUACACGUGCAAUUUUGUUUUGGUCCACGCAGGAAACUGAAGAAACCACCAUCGUUGUAUCGGUUUGUGUGAUGUACUAUUACUACUAGUAGUACUACUACUAAAAGUAGGUGCAACAAACCAAACUGAUGGUGGUGUGAGUAAUGAACCAAAGCUACGAUAGUACUAGCAGUAGUAGUAUUACUACUACUACCACCAGGAGCCACUACUACUACUACGUAGUAGUGGUACUAGUAGUACUAGUAGUACUACUAGUAGGUACUACUCCUCGUAGUAGUAAAUUGAGAAGCAUUGCAAAACAAACUCACAGCUCAACUCCAAGCUGGUUAUUUCACACUUCCUCAUAUUAGCACACCACAAUACUUUGAGGAUAAUAUUUUGUUUGGUUUGCUGGAACUGACUUCCUGUACAUGAUUUUUGAUUACAGGGUUCACCACUUGUCUGUCAGUUGACCGUGAUUUCUUCGUGNUGUAACAAGAUCCAAAUCUACCCUCGUUGCUAAUAAAGAAUAGAUAUCAAACUAAAGCCUUCUCGUACUUAAAAAGGAAAUAUUUUCAACUACUUGCAUCACUAUACUUCGCAUUUGAUACUCUAAACAUGGGCAACGAUAAUAGUUUACAGUAAUCGAUCACACUACCUUGCUGCAAAGGUAAAACUUGGUUUUUGGAACUACUUUGUACUGGGGAUCUCCACCUGUGGCUUGAGAGCUCAGAUAGUGCAUUAGGAAAAUAUUCCACAACAGGUGGAUAGUGAGAGGAACAUCACCAGGAUUGCCAUUGGUGGCUUCCACAAUGUCUGACUGAGGACAGGUAACCACAAUUCUUGACACCAUGAUAACAUGGUUUUUUAGAUUCAUGAAAGGUGUCUGAGCUUAUUGCACAACUGCAUCACAAAGUUGAUUGGAGUAGUACUAGUCUUCUUUGCCAAUUGCAUGUACCCCCGUUUCACACAUGCCACCUCCUUUACGUACACUAAAAAAAGGAUUGUCAUACAGUAUGGUUUUCACAUAAAAUCUAGAUGCAUUGAAAGUAUUACUACUAUGGAAGCAUUGAGUUAGAUAUGUUAACAUCUUCAGCAGGCAAGUAAGUUAGGUAUUCCUAGGUUUGGUCAACAAAUGUAGAGGGAGAGUGGCAUGUUGUUUGUUGAUGAAUAGUAGCUACUAGAAGUAGUAUUGACUAACACAAGCUAUAUGGUUUCUAUGAAACACCAAUUUGACAUGUAUAGUGCAGAAAUUUGUAUCUGAUUUGUCUACAGCUUAUCAACAGACAUGUCCUUGCAAGUACUAGUCAGACAGAAUGAAGAACAGGAGGAGAGAAUGGUGGUUGCUUGUGACAAAAGACUGGGCCAUGUAGAGAUGGUGUUGAAACAAACACUGUGUAAGUAUGUAAGAAAUGUUUUGUUCAAGCACACAAAGUUCCUGGUAAAGGAUAACAUCAAAAAAUACACGUGCAAUUUUGUUUUGGUCCACGCAGGAAACUGAACAAACCACCAUUGUAUCGGUUUGUGUGAUGUACUACUACUACUAGUACUACUACUAAAAGUAGGUGCAACAAACCAAACUGAUGGUGGUGUGAGUAAUGAACCAAAGCUACAAUAGUAGUACUCGCAGUAGUAGUAUUACUACUACUACCAUCAGGAGCCACUACUACAACAACUACUACUACUAGUAUGUCUACUAGUAGUACUAGUGGUACUAGUACUACUAGUAGUACUAGGUACUAGUACUCCUAGUAGUAGUAAAUUGAGAAGCAUUACAAAACAAACUCACAGUUCAACUUCAAGCUGGUUAUUUCACACUUCCUCAUAUUAGCACACCACAAUACUUUGAGGAUAUUUUGUUUGGUUUGCUGGAACUGACUUCCUGUACAUGAUUUUUGAUUACAGGGUUCACCACUUGUCUGUCAGUUGACCGUGAUUUCUUCGUGAAAAUUAUCGUCGUACGGUAUGUACCAUCGGGGAGUAGAGCACCGUACAAACAAGUCCAGAAUCGUCCGGGUCCUCAUGCCUGGUGUCUCUCUUCCGACUUCGUUUCUACCGUAGUACCGUACGGUACGGUCGGUACUUUUUUCUAACCUUUUCUGCGGAACGGUAGAGAGUGGCUGUCACUUACUCUAGAUCCAAGCUGGAUUCAAAACACUUCACAACGUGCAACCGAUAACCAACCAACACUCAGUUUGAAGUGAAGGGACUCCUUCAAUAAAACCGAAGAUCCAGGCGAGAAAGAUGUGGUCGUUUUCGAUAGUUCAACGCUCGAGGAUCGCUACUCGUUCYUUCGCCAACAACAGUAGUUACAAACACUGUGGGAAAAACAGCAAGUUGAUMGAGGGUGAUACCGUAUAUUUCAGAUCAUUUUCUUCGGAUGCAGGCGAUGGCCGAGGAGGACGAGACGGAAAAGGUGGAAAACGAGGCGGUGGAUGGUCCCGAAAUCGUAACAAUCGCGACAAAAARAACUAUUCCGAUCGAUUCUUCAAACCCGCCGCGCGGGGUGAAUUGAAGAAUCAUCGAUCGGGCAUUCCAAAGUUGACAGGCCGAAAGGGAAAGGGCCGUGGCGUUCGUGGAGCCGAUCCUCWCCUAGAGAGUGAAGAGGACCAGGUAAUGGGAUACGACAACGACGGAAACAUGAUGAUGGAAGAGGAAGAUUACCCAAUGCAAGGAAGACAGCAACAGAAAAAGGCCAAGAAAAAAACGGGAAGCAUUGAAAAGGGUAGCCAGUUGGAAGAUUUGAAUCCAGAAGACUAUCAAGAGAUCACAAAAUUUUAYCACGUCUAUAAUUCGCUCGAACAUCUCGAGGAUGAAGAAAACUACUAUUGGAAUGAGAUAGAUUAUGAAGGCAGAGGCGAUGUCAAAAAACAGGAGAUGUUUGAUGUUUUGAAAGCUGAUGCCACUCGGGAUGCAGACGGAAAUCUAGUUGUCGAGGUCGACGACGARACCUUUGCCAUGUUCGAUGAUGCGGAGCCGUACAACGAAUCAGCAMARAAGAAGGUCCACGAAAAACCAAAACAACAUCAACAAAUGCAAUUUAAUGGACCCCCCGAAUUCAUAAUGGAUACACUCGGGGUAAAGGGUUUCGAAAAGCCUCCGAAUCCGAAAGAAUACGACGCUUGCACACCAUUGGUUCUGAARGGACCAACCAUGAAUGACUUUGUCCUGGCAAUGGCUGAGCAUCCUACCAAAUAUGGGCAACUACGAUAUGCGAGCCCUCACCCAGAAAGCACCAGGGAGCCGGUUCCUGACUUACCMGUUCGCCGGAGAAAUCCUCCUCUAGAAUUCGUGGAGGGUCACACUCGAUUCAUUUACGUAUGGGGAAUACCUCCGCUACUGUCAGUGAACGAACAACCGGGGGAUCUCGACAAUCCAUUGCACGCAUUGGAGCUCCAGAAAACGGCCGCCGCUCUCUUUGACGUCCSCCCWGAAGCUGUAUACCCAGCGAGCAUUUCUUCCGCGUUUGUUGGCUUCCCAUCCAGRAAAGACCAACGAUUCGCCAUUGAAUUUGGACCGGUGCAAAAAGUCAUUGAGAGCCCCGUCAUGCUGUCCAAAUACAUACCUGCUGAUGGAGACAAAAAGUCGUUCGAUGCAAGUGAAAUGGACAAGCUUGUGAUUUUGGAAAAUCUUCCAUCGGGACUCACGCCAUCGGUUUUGGCAUCGACUCUAUUUCCGUCUGGAACCGACACCGGCGACMUCCUAUACGGUGGUUUGACGCCAGAUGAUUUUGUCAUGCUUACCCCCCAUUCUGCCGUGCUGCGAUUCGAAUCGCCGGAGCACGCUGAGAACGCUACAAAAUCAACCAUAGUGGAAGAGCGAUUGAAAACCUUUGGACAGCAUCGCAUACGGUACAGCAAGGCACGACGAGAACUAGUCUAUACAGGAAAGCACACCGGACCCGCCGGAACGGACCUGGAACGAGACCUCGGCCCUCGUUUGAUCGUGGACGGCGACAUGCCUACUAAAAACUUUUACCUCUCGCACGCCACAUGCGUUCACCUGCGAAACCUGGACCCUUCCGUGUCGAAGCAAGAACUAUCCGAGUUCUUCCAGCCAUUCUGUGCCAUGUCCCGCGACGUCGAAGGAUCGAUCGAGUUUGUGACAUGCCACGAGGGCCUUCCCACCGGCAGGGCUUUUGUCGGGUUCGACGAACACGGGGAAGCAGAUUCCGCUAUGGAGGCCUGCGAAUCGAACGGCCGGGUCCGUGGGCUCGGGCACAACGGGGUGGUUAUGAAAAAGGUCCGGGAUUCCAGAAACAUUGAGCGCCACAACCGCUCAGCCCGCGACGAAGACCAGCUCCUGGACAGUCUGGAUAACUGGGAGCAAUACGUCGAYCCKAGCGACCUGGACGAAUUGCUCGCCAACGGCAUCAACAAGGACGCCCUGGACGAGGCAUUYCGCGCUAUUCGCUACCAGAAUCCCACCUUUUCGAGCCUUGACCAGGCCAUUCGGAGCGAAACUGUGAAUCCCGAGCACGAAUCCGGCGGCAUGUACAAAGAGCUCGUUCAGACAUACAUUGCAACCCUGAAGGAAUGCAUCUCGACGCCCGAGAAUCCCGGUGCUAUCUAUGAGAGCUUGUUCCUGCCUGAGGAGGAGCUCGAUACGGAAAUCUUCGAGGACGAGGUCGCCCGGCAGGAGGAAUUACAAAAGCGCCGAGAGGUCCCUUAAAAACACACUAGUAGUAACCAGGCUAUCCCAUUCCAAACCCAGUAUCAUUUUGAAGGCAUGGCUAGGAUAAAACGCCUAGAUGGUCAACAAAAUCAUAUCGUAGCGUAUAGUUGUCGACAACCACAGUURGCACCAUAGUGUGUCACUMCUAGCAGUACCGGUAYAAUUGUGGUAYAAUACGCGAUACCAUCCUCACUAAACCCCGUUGCGACUU
Molecule: messenger RNA, 5241 nt
Organism: Pseudo-nitzschia multistriata
Lineage: Eukaryota; Bacillariophyta; Bacillariophyceae; Bacillariales; Bacillariaceae
Source: the annotation of a GenBank genome assembly